GAAGGUGAGGCAAGAGAUGCAAAAUUUAAGGAGGCACUCACUUUUGGGAUUGUGCAAGUGUGAGAAUGGCCCUGAAUUCCUCCUUAUAUUUUGCCCUUAGGAGCCUAACUGACUAGUCUUUGUCCUGGCCCUGAUGAGAGGGAAUGGUGGGAAAACUAAUCGCCAAUAAAUGAACUUUAAAGCGCUUUAUCAACCUAUUUUACUAGGCAAUUUGUUAAACUACAGGCUUAAAGAAGAUAUUAUCGUAAUUGUAAUGAUAGAGCCAAGGAAGGGAACAGUUUGAAAUUGGUAGACAGGUGAUAAAUUUUACCAAUAUUAUCUCAUUUAAUUCUCGCAAAGAAGCAAACCUUAGAAACUUUAAAUAAUUCACAUCAAACAGAUAACAGAGGCACAUGUGGGAGAUGCCGCGGCCUCCUUCCCGAUGAUCUCAGGCAGGUCUUCCAGGUAACUGGCUGCAGCGUCUACGUCGGCACCUGCUGCUCCACCUGGUGUUUUCAUGUUGUGGAGCUGGCUUCUCUCCUUAAACCUCACGAACCAGCCUCUGCUGGAUUCGAACUUAUCUUCUGCAGCUUCCUCACUCUCUCAGCCUUCAUAGAAUUUAAGUUAGAGACUUCCUCUGGAUUAGGCUUUGGCUUAAGGGAAUGUUGUGGCUGGUUUGAUCUUCCAUCCAGACCUCUAAAACGUCCUCCACGUCGGCAAUAAGGAUGUUUCAUUUUCUUAUCAUUUGUGUGUUCACUGGAGUAGCGGUUUUAAUUUCCUUCCAGAACUUUUCCUUAGCAUUCAGAACUUGGCCAACUGGUGCUAGAGGCUUAGCUUUAGGUCUACCUCAGCUUUCGACAUACCUUCCUCACUAAGCUUAAUCAUUUCCAACUUUUGAUUUAAAGUGAGAGACAUGAGAGUCUUCCUUUCACUUGAACACUUAGAGGCCAUUGUAGGGAUAUUAAUUGGCCUAAUUUCAAUAUUGUCGUGUUUCAUGGAAUAGUGAGGCACCAGGAGAGGGACAGAGAAGGGAGAAUGCCCGGUCGCUGAAACAGAACACAGGAUUAAGUUCACCGUCUUGCAUGAGUGCAGUCGGUGGCCUCCCAAAACAAUUGUAAGAGUAACAUCAAAGAUCACUGAUUACAGGUCACCAUAACAAAUAAAAUAAUAAUGAAAAACCUUGCAACAUUGCAAGAAUUACCCAAAUGUGACACAGAGAAACAAAGUGAACACAUGUUGUUGGAAAAAUGGUGCAGAUAGAGUUGUUCCAUACAGGAUUGUUAGAACCUUUCAAUUAAAAAAAAAAAAAUGCAAUAUAUGCAAACUGCAAUAAAGCGAAGUGUAAUCAAACUAGGUACGCGUGUAAAUCAUGGAGACUGGAGUCAAACCCAAGUCCACUGAAAAAGAAAAACAGAUACUGACUUGCACUCACAAAACCUAUGUGCAAUUGAUCAAAUUAUUCACACUGAGUGAAUCUCAAUAUCUUUACACCACAGAAAAUUGAGUUUAGAAACAGUUAUCAGAAGUGCUGUGUUUUGGGGAACAACAAAAACAAAGGCAGGUGCACACAGCACAAUGGGAAUAACAUAACAGCUAAUAUCUUUCCUCCUCCUGUCUGACACACAUACCUGCUGGUAACAAAUACCCUUCAUGCUAUCCGAGUUUUCCCAGGGUGACUACAUUUAUCAUUCAUGUCUGAAUCAAUGUUCCCAGGCUAAUUUCCCCGAAUAAAAUCCUCUGUCUUACCCACUUAAUAUCCUACGAAAAGAUAUUCGUCUUAUUCCCCUAUGCAAAAUGAAAUAGUCUCACAAUUUUCUUUCUAAACUAUCUAAUAUGAAUUGUGUAAUAGGAACUUAUAUGCUUAAAAUCAUCAAGUGAUGGGAGAAUGAAGCGAUGAAAGGCAGUUGAAAAUGUGUGUUAAAAGACAGUUUAUGGUAUAGUGGUUGAAAAGCUUGACUGAGAAAAUGCAGACAGGUACAAUUGGAUAGUCAAGGUGUAUAAUUAAUUUAAAGUGAGAUUAGAUGGCAAAGUUGAGGGUCUAUCUCUAGCCGUCAUCAAUUGCUCCAGUGUUUGUGCUGAGUCAGGUGUAGCUUGAUUUAUCCUGGGCUGUUCUCCGAAAGUAUAGUGAAAGAUCUUAAAAUAAAUGUGAGGGGACUGUUUACUGUGAUUUAAUAGGGAGAUGUGGGGUAUACAUAAAUUGUAUCAUUCUUAAAGUACCAACAGUUGCAGUGAUCAUAAAAUCCAACCUGGAUACCUCAAUACAAUUUAGAGAAGAGACAAAGAGAUACAGGAAGGUGAAGGAAACGCUCAUGUAAAUUUACCUUUUCCAUAGAUGAAUCAUCAAGAAAAACCUCCAGAAGAUAAUCUAACUGAGCUGAUGGAAUUUGUUCUCUUGGGCUUUGCUGACAUGCCCCAUCUCCAGUGGUUUCUUUUUGGAUUAUUUUUAAUCAUCUAUAUCAGUAUCCUGAUGAGCAAUGGCACCAUAUUUCUAAUAACAAAAAAUGACCCCACUCUUCAGAGCCCUAUGUAUUUUUUCUUGGCCAAUUUUUCCUUCUUGGAAAUAUGCUAUGCAUCAACCACUCUCCCCAGAAUGCUGAUGAAUCUUGGGACCCAGAGAAGAAGAAUUUCUUUAGUUGCCUGUGCUACACAGAUGUGCUUUGUCCUUAUGUUCGGAGUCGCAGAGUGUUUGCUCCUGGCAGUGAUGGCCUAUGACCGCUAUGUGGCCAUUUGUAACCCUCUGAACUAUCCUCUAGUCAUGAACCACAGAGUCUGCAUCCAGUUGGUGACUGGCUCCUGGACCACUGGAAUCCCAUUUCUUAUAGAGUACACGUAUCAGAUUUUCUCUCUGUCUUUCUGUGGAUCUAACCAAAUCAACCACUUCUUCUGUGACGUUUUCCCAAUACUUAAGCUGGCUUGUGGGGACACAUUUGUGAAUGAGAUGUUGGCCUAUACGGUUGCUGUGCUAUUUGGCAUGGUUCCAUUUCUGUUGAUACUUGGCUCCUACAGUAAAAUCAUCUCCAUCAUCCUGAAGUUCCCAUCAGCCACAAGUCAAGCCAAAGCCUUCUCUACCUGCUCAUCUCAUCUUAUGGUUGUGGUGUUAUUCUUUGGAUCAGCCAUUAUUACAUACUUAAGGCCCAACACCAGACACUCAGAGGGAACUGGCAAAGUUCUAUCUCUUUUCUACACUAUCUUAACUCCUAUGUUUAAUCCCAUGAUAUAUAGCCUAAGGAACAAGGAUGUCAUAAUUGCACUCAGAAAAUUGCUAUGUAAAUAAUUCACUUAAUUAAAUAAUGAGCUAAAUGUAUAAGAAUUGUUUUCUUACAUAUUUUAAACAAAUUUCAACAGCUAUAUACAUUUAUUUAUACCUUGUGUUAUGGAUUGAAUUGUGCCCACAAAAAUGUGUUUAACUUGA
Messenger RNA from Loxodonta africana (African savanna elephant), 3391 nucleotides. Its product is annotated as olfactory receptor 10AG1-like. The record is from RefSeq and is a predicted model, not a curated record. Gene Ontology annotation, molecular function: olfactory receptor activity; G protein-coupled receptor activity. NCBI's taxonomy places the organism in Eukaryota, Metazoa, Chordata, Mammalia, Proboscidea, Elephantidae. The transcript has a single exon. The coding region runs from base 2312 to 3253 and encodes 313 amino acids. Gene Ontology annotation, cellular component: plasma membrane. Gene Ontology annotation, biological process: detection of chemical stimulus involved in sensory perception of smell; G protein-coupled receptor signaling pathway.